GUCGUUUGCUGCAAAGAUCACGAGACCUUUUGGAAACCAUAUAAAAGAGCAGGGGUGUAAUUGAAGUUAAGUACAACUACUACUCUUCCCAUCGAUUCUAUCUUCUUCCUCUUAUACCUCUUACUUUAUAUUAGCACUAAAGCAGCACCUCUCUAAUACUGAUAAUGGAUACUGAAAACCCAAAAAGCGGAUUCAACGUCGCCUCCUUUGUCUUGGACCGCUAUGUCCGUCUAGCAUGGAUUGCUUUCUUCACCCUAUGGACACUUUGGGGUCUGGUCUACUUUUUGCGCCACAUCUUUGGAGAAGACCAGGAUAAGCCUGCUCCAGCCGAAGAAGAUGCAGAAGCAGCUGCCAAGAGGGCCAAAUGGAAACCAGAGGGCGGCUUUGGCUCUCGCCUGGCUAAUGCCUAUCGUGUGCUGUUCGAGAAUACACAAUUGCUCUUGCCCGUCUUGGUUUUAAACACUUUUGGUACUGGCUCGACACGCGCAGUCGCAAUCUUGGCCUGGAUCUACUUUGCGUUGACUGCGAUUGUUGCUUUCACUGAGGUUGGCUACGGACAUCGCUUCAUCCGCUUCGUGUACAGUGCCGUCUUUUAUGGUAUUACGCUUGCUAUCGGCGGUCUGGCCUUCUCUCAUGGCUGGUAAAAACCUAACAAGAAUAGGAAAAAAGUCUACUUACUUUACUCUAUAUACUGCUACCUUUUUCUUUCACUUUACUCUUACUGUAACUGCCAAACAAUCUUACUAUAUAAUUUUACUCUAAAUACCUUUCUUUUAUGCUCCCUUCAACAACUACCCUUGCUUUGUGUAAAGGCAUAGUAGCUUAAUAUGUUGAGCUAGUAGUAUAGUCGGAUUAC
Messenger RNA from Zychaea mexicana, 856 nucleotides. RefSeq lists its product as uncharacterized. The record is from RefSeq and is a predicted model, not a curated record. Gene Ontology annotation, cellular component: membrane. Lineage: Eukaryota; Fungi; Mucoromycota; Mucoromycetes; Mucorales; Lichtheimiaceae. The coding region runs from base 165 to 644 and encodes 159 amino acids. The transcript has 4 exons.